CCCCCUCCCUUUCAUCAUCCAUGAGCAAUAAAGCUACCACCUCCGACUCACUACUGCCGCGCUGCCUGAUGAAAUAAAUGGCGCCUCUGCAUCUGCUGCUGCCCACCCAGUGAUUUCCCUUUGUCCUCUUCCCCGUCCCCGGCUUGUAUUUUUGUUUCUCGAGCUGUUCCUGCUUGGUGCCACCUCCUUGGCUUUUCCGUUUUGGCGCCUCUUCUUCUUCUUCUUCUCCUCCUCCUUUCUCCCUAAAAUAUAUGCCACUGUAGCAUGUUGUAUAAGAGUUUCGUUUUCGUUGCUCAAUCCGUCCAUUUUUUUCUAUGUGCCGCAGGCUUUGCCAGGCCGCCUCCGCCUACUCCCACUGACUUUACCCGCUUGGCUUGGCGCUGCCACCCGGACCAGCCAUCAAAUGUUCCUCAGCCAUACCAUUUCCGUCGUAUAAAUCCACAACAAACAGCAGCAAAGGUCGAAGCUUUGCCCUGCCUGGUGCGGUGCGGUGGUGCCUGCUUCUGCUUGCUUCAUAAAAGUUGCCGGGGACGACGGGCGGGCGGGCGAAUAAGCUGGCGAGGCUCAUGGUCCAGGACGAAGGCUCCUCGUCGUCGGUCACAUCCUCCCCGCUCCACAACUUCUCCAACAUGCCGCUCCACCCGGCCGCCGCCCCGACGCCGCCCUGGCUGCUGCGGGAGCUCCGCUCCGACGAGCGCGGCCUUUGCCUCAUCCACCUCCUCCUUAACUGCGCCGCCGCGGCCGCCGCCGGCCGCCUCGACGCCGCCAACGCCGCGCUCGAGCACAUCGCCUCGCUCGCCGCCCCCGACGGCGACGCCAUGCAGCGCGUCGCGGCAGCCUUCGCGGAGGCGCUGGCGCGGCGCGCGCUCCGGGCGUGGCCGGGCCUCUGCCGGGCGCUGCUCCUGCCCCGCGCCGCGCCCACCGCGGCCGAGCUCGCCGCCGCGCGCCGGCACUUCCUCGACCUCUGCCCGUUCCUCCGCCUCGCAGGCGCCGCCGCGAACCAGUCCAUCCUGGAGGCGAUGGAGUCGGAGAAGAUAGUGCACGUCAUCGACCUCGGCGGCGCCGACGCCACCCAAUGGCUCGAGCUCCUCCACCUCCUGGCCGCGCGCCCCGAGGGCCCGCCGCACUUCCGCCUCACCGCCGUCCACGAGCACAAGGACGUGCUCACCCAGACGGCCAUGGUGCUCACGAAGGAGGCCGAGCGCCUGGACGUGCCUUUCCAGUUCAACCCCGUGGUGUCCCGGCUCGACGCGCUGGACGUGGAGUCCCUCCGCGUGAAGACCGGCGAGGCGCUGGCCAUCACCUCCAGCCUCCAGCUGCACUGCCUCCUCGCCUCCGACGACGACUCGGCCGCGAACGGCAAGGACAGCAACAGUAAGGACCGGCGCAGCCCGGAGUCCGGGCUGUCCCCGUCGACGUCGCGCGCGGACGCGUUCCUGGGCGCGCUGUGGGGCCUGUCGCCCAAGGUGAUGGUGGUGACGGAGCAGGAGGCGAGCCACAACGCGGCGGCGCUGACGGAGCGGUUCGUGGAGGCGCUCAACUACUACGCGGCGCUGUUCGACUGCCUGGAGGUGGUGGCGGCGCGCGGGUCGGUGGAGCGCGCGCGCGUGGAGCGGUGGCUCCUCGGCGAGGAGAUCAAGAACAUCGUGGCGUGCGAGGGCGGCGAGCGGCGGGAGCGGCACGAGCGGCUGGACCGGUGGGCGGCGCGGAUGGAGGGCGCCGGGUUCGGGCGCGUGCCGCUGAGCUACUACGCGCUGCUGCAGGCGCGGCGGGCGGCGCAGGCCCUCGGCUGCGACGGCUUCAAGGUGCGCGAGGAGAAGGGCUCCUUCUUCCUGUGCUGGCAGGAGCGCGCCAUCUUCUCCGUCUCCGCCUGGCGCGGCCGCCGCUUCGACUGACCCCCAGACGACGCACGCACCGACACGGCGCCGCCGGUGCCGCCCUGUAAGCCCUUCCCGUAUUUUGUGGGAGGGAGACGUAGAUUCGCUCGUGGUACUCGCGUCAGGUGCUCGUCACGUAUUGUUUUGGUCCGUGUUCUUAGGGUGGUGUCGUGUUCAGGUCAGGCGAAGUCGGUUGCCAUGUGUUGUUUUGUUCAUACUCCGUAGUAACUGUAUCCUCUCCGUUCUGGAUGAAAUGCAUAAACUUUCCUAGGAAUGAUCUAAACAAAUCUCCUUUUUUUUUUUGCCCCCAUAAA
Panicum hallii is the source of this 2191-nucleotide messenger RNA. Its product is annotated as scarecrow-like protein 3. The transcript is spliced from 2 exons. Bases 567 to 1895 code for a protein of 442 amino acids. Gene Ontology annotation, cellular component: nucleus. The record is from RefSeq and is a predicted model, not a curated record. Gene Ontology annotation, biological process: regulation of DNA-templated transcription. Lineage: Eukaryota; Viridiplantae; Streptophyta; Magnoliopsida; Poales; Poaceae. Gene Ontology annotation, molecular function: sequence-specific DNA binding; DNA-binding transcription factor activity.